UGUUGAUAAGUCGCCUCCUGUCACUCACUGAAGGAGUUUGGUGCCGCUGAUGUCAGGAGACAGUGAUCGUGCAGAGGAGGAGCGGCCGCUGCCAACAUGUGACAGAGAGCAGGUUUCUCCACACACAUCUGACCAAUAGAGCUCAGGAGAGUGAAAAGACGCGGGGCAGCUGCAGGAGCGGCUCGGACUACACCAGUUGUUGCUCACACCAAGUUCUGCUCCGCUGCUGCAAACAACACGAAAACAACAACAACAACAACAACAACAUGGCAAGUUCUGCCUCGCUGGAAACGGUGAUGUCCUGCGGUAGGACCGGACCGUCCGCGGCUCCCAAGUCGCUGGCCUUCUCCAUAGACCGGAUCAUGUCCAAGAGUUCGGAGCCGAAGGGGAGUGCGGAGGAGCGGGCAGAGGGGAAGAAGCUGCUCGGUCUCUGCUGCCCGAUCCCCUGCAUGAUCCCGCUGCAGCCCUUCAGCUACGACCUCCAGGCCAAGGCGCUGAUGAACUACUCCGAGCUGUGGAGAGCCAGUUUCAGGGGAACUUUUUGCGGCACCGGAGCCGCUCCGUGCAAAGGGAACUGCGGCAUGUGCUGCAAAGCGGAGCCGAGUCUGAAGCAGCCGCUGCUGUCGUCGGGAAGCCGGGUGGUGAAGCCGCAGGUCGUCCACCAGGCCGUGGCCGUGCCCAGCGGCGGCUCCCUCUACUAUCUCAACUACCUGGACUCUGCGUACCAGCAGUCGGAGCUGCUGGCCGGACACUGGGUGUCCAAUCCGCAGGCACAGGCCUCUCUGUCGGCGCACCACAGACUCUUGCUGCUGGAGAACGCCAAGCUGGCAGGGGUAGGGGCCGACAAACUGCCCACACCUCAGUACCCGCACAAGGAGCAUCUGCCGGGGCAGCUGGACCAGAUAGUGAAGGAGAACCACGGCCUGAGCGCAGAGAAGAACGGCGUCAAGACUCACAGCAAAGUGAGCGGCAGCGGCCCCGCAGACGGAAAACCCAAAAACUUCACGUGUGAAGUGUGUGGAAAGGUUUUUAACGCGCACUACAACCUGACCAGACACAUGCCGGUGCACACCGGGGCCCGGCCCUUCGUGUGCAAAGUGUGCGGCAAAGGAUUCCGACAGGCCAGCACGCUGUGCAGGCACAAGAUCAUCCACACUCAGGAAAAGCCUCAUAAAUGCAACCAGUGCGGGAAAGCGUUCAACAGAAGCUCGACGCUCAACACGCACGUACGGAUCCACGCAGGCUACAAACCGUUCGUGUGUGAGUUCUGCGGGAAAGGCUUCCACCAGAAAGGAAACUACAAGAACCACAAGCUGACGCACAGCGGAGAGAAGCAGUACAAGUGCUCCAUCUGCAACAAGGCCUUCCACCAGAUCUACAACCUGACCUUCCACAUGCACACGCACAAUGACAAGAAGCCCUUCACCUGCAACACCUGCGGCAAGGGCUUCUGCCGCAACUUUGACCUGAAGAAACACAUCCGGAAGCUGCACGACAACGUCUUCUCUGCGGCCACAGAGGCCUCCAGACAACUGCAGAGCUGAGCCGAGUAAACAGCCCACCUGGGACUGUGAGGCCUCAGAAAGACUCAAGUCCGGCUCUUGUGGCCCUGCUGAAAAGUCCAAGGAGAGGGUGGGGUAGUCCAAUAAAAUUGGAUAUGAGCCCUCAACAAAAACUUUUCUAAUCUGAUGACUUUUAGGAUCCUCUUAUCAACAGAGACACUGUAGGGAAUAAAGACCAGAGAUGAAGACACAACAAUACACACUUAACACUGGUCCCAUACUGUAGGAAUAUUGUAGUUUUUCUGCCCAGAAUUUCAUCCUGCGUUGCCAGUUACAAGCAUCAAACUGGGAUCAAUUGUCUGUCUCCUUAAUGGAACUGUAAAUAAUAGGUUAUGGAAAAAAUGAUAUUUAAAAUGUGAAUUGUCCGGGGAAUGCAUCACCAUGUUGUGUAUUUCACAGAUGAACAACUGUUAAUGUGAAUGAGUAAGUUAUAAGUUAUAAUGAAAACUGAAUGUUUGAGCUAUGUUGUUUCCAUUUUUUGGCAUUUGAAAAUAAAACUGAUGAAAGUUG
This is a messenger RNA of Paralichthys olivaceus (Japanese flounder), 2072 nucleotides long. RefSeq names its product FEZ family zinc finger 2 (gene fezf2). Gene Ontology annotation, cellular component: nucleoplasm. Gene Ontology annotation, biological process: regulation of transcription by RNA polymerase II. The record is from RefSeq and is a predicted model, not a curated record. Lineage: Eukaryota; Metazoa; Chordata; Actinopteri; Pleuronectiformes; Paralichthyidae. Gene Ontology annotation, molecular function: RNA polymerase II cis-regulatory region sequence-specific DNA binding; DNA-binding transcription repressor activity, RNA polymerase II-specific.